CUCAACACAUGGAAUCCUGGAGCCACGAUGCGCCAGCCUUCUUCUCAAUAUUUCCAUCCUAACUUCUUCUCCAUUUCUCCAUUUCCCGACUGCGAACAACCAUCCUCAUGACUUCCGGCUGCCAAUCUUCGAGAUGACAGAGCCUGUACCGGAACGACCGCACAUGGCGGAUGAUUCCCGCGAUUACAACCACGAUCAUGAUCAAGAUCUCGAUGCCCCUCCGUUUGCGCCUAUCUUUACUCUUGUGAAUAAUACGUCGACGCGUACAACUCAUCAUCCUCAUGUGCGCUACAUCUUCAGCGACGAUGAUCCAGACAUCCUAACGCAAGCAUUAGCCGAACUUGAUACCGGUGUCGACGAAUCUACCUCCGACCCAGCCCUAAGGCAUAGCAGGGCCAUGAUACUGGACCUAGCACCCAACUCUAACGGCGGAUACAGCGUCGCUUGGGCCUCGAGUCUGUCGGCAUCGUGGGCGGUGCUAGAUACUCAACUGAGUCACAUACCACCAGCUUCAUCAGACGGAAGCAACGAUGGUGAUGAAGGUGGAGACAACAACGCUCGAGCUGAUCGUUUGAUGCUGCGGAUCGAUGGUAUAGAAACCAGCGCUCUAGGCUCAGAGGGCGGAACGUCCGGAGAGGCUAGCAGGCAAGGCUCCGGCAUCGCAAGUGGCGGUGGAAGCGGCCAUCAUGAUCGUGAAAGAGGAGAGACCGAAGACUACACUAAUAUAGUGGAUAAAUUUGAAAGGCGAAUGACCACGUUACGAAAGAUCGUCGAAGCUGGCGAGGAGAGACGACGAAUCAUUGCUGCGGCGUAUACCACCGAGCCCAUGCAAGAUGCAACAGAGGGGAAUAAUCCGGCGUAUUGACGGCGUUAAGAGGGCCUUAGAUCUGUCUGACAUGGAAAUUGGAUUAUUACGUUUGCAAUAUGUUGCACUGUUGGGCUAUCUCUGAAUUAUUGGGACGACGACUUGUAUCACCGACCAAAGACCACGAAGAAUGUUAAUCAGGAACACAGAACUGCAGAUCGCCACAUCGAUCGGAAGAGCGUCAUACGGGAUUAUAAGGCUAAUACUAUGUGUUAUGUGUCAUGUGCUUUAGCCAUAUCAAAGGAAGUUUUGCCUUAGACAGUCUACGAGUUAUUAAUGAGGACUUAUGCAUUCGCGCCAAUCUUAUGAUAUUGGACACCACCACAAAUUCCCGGAAGAUGUUCGAUAUGUUAGUCUUGUAAUUGACACGACAUGCAUUACGCGGAUGGUAUAUGGUUUACGAGGUCACCUUAUAAUUAGCAUCUAGGAUCUUCCUGGGCUUCAAAACUUACAAUCUGGC
This is a messenger RNA of Annulohypoxylon truncatum, 1325 nucleotides long. RefSeq lists its product as uncharacterized. The transcript has a single exon. The record is from RefSeq and is a predicted model, not a curated record. Bases 134 to 865 code for a protein of 243 amino acids. Lineage: Eukaryota; Fungi; Ascomycota; Sordariomycetes; Xylariales; Hypoxylaceae.